This is a messenger RNA of Camelina sativa (false flax), 1119 nucleotides long. The record is from RefSeq and is a predicted model, not a curated record. Lineage: Eukaryota; Viridiplantae; Streptophyta; Magnoliopsida; Brassicales; Brassicaceae.
AUGGAAACUCAUAACCCUCUCGAUAUCCUCAGAUCUCUGUUUGAACUUUUGAGUUUUGUGGAUUUCCAUCGAGCGAAGAUGGUUUGUUCCAGCUGGUAUUCUGUUUCGAAACAAACAGUUCCCCGGGAAAGCGGAUCUCCAUGGCUAUUGCUUUUUCCUGAAGACUGUACUGAUUGCGUGCUGUACAACCCAUACGAAGAAGUUAUGGUUUACAGGAGAGCAGCUGGGAUAGACUACUGUCCAGGUAGUCGAUUCCUGGCAAGCUGCGGUAAAUGGUUCCUGAUGCUAGAUUCUCGAUCCAGAUUAUAUAUUAUACAUGUGUUUAGUACUGGGAAUAGGAUUGAUCUUCCUCUGUUAGAGUCGCUCCUAUCAAACGACUCUGCUCUGAAGCGUAUGGAAGAUAGAGAUAGGGAGUUUGAAUGGGAAUUAACUAGUGGCUCUGUUUACUUAUUAUACGCUGAUGAAAUUAGGGGACGGUUUUACAAGAAAGGGAAUGCUCAUUACGAUCUCAUUCGGAUUACCUAUGGUAUCCCCAGGAUGUUAACUGGCCUACUACGUCUGGUUCUUCGGGGUUACCGUCUAUACAUUUUAACGACGCGUAGUUUCGUUCGAGUCAUAGAUUUUUCUAGGCAGCAAGGUUUCGAAGAACUCACGAGGAGUGACACUUACCCAUCCCCAGCGUUUGCUCCUCUUGGAUAUGAUUGUUAUUUUAGCAUCGCUGUUACUACAGCAGGAGAGGUUUUGUUGGUCACAAGGAGCACAACCUCUGAAAGUAGCGAAAGGGCCUUCCGCAUCUACAAGAUGGAUCCUAAUGCUGACCCAGACGACCACAUGCCUGAUCUUCUUGACGUAGAUUCUCUUGGUGAUGAAGCCCUGCUUCUCGACUUGGGUAUCACUGUGCCUGCUAACAAUACCCUUGGUAUCAAACAAAACUCCAUCUAUUUCACUCAUCAUAACCUUAUCUGUUCCAAGACCAACUGGAACAAAGUCGCCCAUGUCCUUCCCCCUAAUGAGGUAGACAUCUGUGUGUUCAAUCUUUCAACCAAGACCCUCGAGCCCUUCCCUGCUCCCUCCAGCAUGAGUCUCAAGGGUGCUCGGUGGAUUUUCUCCAUGAUUUGA